Molecule: messenger RNA, 452 nt
Organism: Xiphias gladius (swordfish)
Lineage: Eukaryota; Metazoa; Chordata; Actinopteri; Istiophoriformes; Xiphiidae
Product: centrosome and spindle pole associated protein 1-like
Exons: 3
Coding region: 14-271 (85 amino acids)
Source: RefSeq, a predicted model, not a curated record
UGGGGAGCAUCCCAUGGUGGAUGUGUUUGAUAUGGCCAGGCUUCGGCUCCAAGCUCCAGUCCGAAGGCCCAACUCCAGAAACAUGGAUCCCAGAAACCUGCUGCGAAUCCACGACUCCCUUCAGCUUAAAUACGCAGAUGGGAAGUCCAGGCUGGGCUCCAGUGAGGUUCCAAAGCUGGAGGAAGUGGGUGUGACCAGCAGGAGAAGGCAUGACUACAGGGAUCCAAAUCGCCAGUUCAGCAGCCCGAGGUCUACAGUUCAGGACGGUUGACAGAUGGAGAUUUUCUUUGGUUAAUGUGGAUGUUGAGGAUAAAAUGUCUUCUCUAUGGCCCCAUUUCUACUUGGUGAUCUGUAUCUGGGCACAUUAUCAGGACAGUGACAUCCACGGGUCUUUGCAUUUACUCCUUUUUUUCACAACCAUUUUGCAUUUGCAGCAAAGAAAGUAAACAAUG